AUGAGGGUGUCAUGGAAAGGGAUUUACUUCAUACUCACUCUGUUUUGGGGAAGCUUUUUUGGAAGCAUCUUCAUGCUGGGUCCCUUUUUGCCUUUGAUGUUUAUAAGCCCAUCCUGGUAUCGCUGGAUCAACAACCGCCUUGUGGCAACCUGGCUCACACUUCCAGUGGCAUUGCUGGAAACCUUAUUUGGUCUAAAAGUGAUUUUAACAGGUGAUGCAUUUGUUCCUGGAGAAAGAAGUGUUAUUAUCAUGAAUCAUCGGACAAGAAUGGACUGGAUGUUCCUGUGGAAUUGUAUGAUGAGAUACAGCUAUCUCAGGUUGGGGAAGGUGUGCCUCAAAGCCAGUCUCAAAAGUAUUCCUGGAUUCGGUUGGGCCAUGCAAGCUGCUGCCUAUAUCUUCAUUCAUAGGAAAUGGAAGGAUGACAAGAGCCAUUUUGAAGACAUACUUGAUUAUUUUUGUGAUAUCCGCGAACCACUUCAACUUCUCAUAUUCCCAGAAGGGACUGAUCUCACAGAAAACAGCAAGGCCCGAAGUAAUGAAUUUGCUGAUAAGAAUGGACUUCAGAAAUAUGAAUAUGUCUUACAUCCAAGAACUACAGGCUUUACUUUUGUAGUAGACCGUCUAAGAGAAGGGAAGAACCUCGACGCUGUCCACGACAUCACAGUGGCGUACCCUCACAACAUCCCUCAGACGGAGAAGCACAUCCUGGAGGGGGACUUCCCCAAAGAGAUCCACUUUCACGUGCACCGCUACCCAGUAGAUGCCCUGCCCACGUCCAAGGAGGACCUGGAGCUCUGGUGCCACAAGCGGUGGGAGGAGAAGGAGGAGAGGCUGCGCUCCUUCUACCAAGGGGAGAGGGAUUUCCGCCUCACCGGGCAGCCUGUCGUCCCUCCGUGCAAGUCAGAGCUCAGGGUCCUCGUGGUCAAAUUUCUCUCUAUACUGUAUUGGGUCCUGUUCAGCCCUGCCAUGUGCCUACUCAUAUAUUUGUACAGUCUUGUUCGGUGGUAUUUUAUAAUCACCAUUGUCAUCUUUGUAGUGCAAGAGAGAAUAUUUGGUGGGCUGGAGUUCAUGGAACUUGCAUGCUACCGUUAUUUACACAAACAGUCACAUUCAAAUGCAAGGAAAGAAGAGUAA
Molecule: messenger RNA, 1134 nt
Organism: Pipistrellus nathusii (Nathusius's pipistrelle)
Lineage: Eukaryota; Metazoa; Chordata; Mammalia; Chiroptera; Vespertilionidae
Source: the annotation of a GenBank genome assembly